Messenger RNA from Pistacia vera, 378 nucleotides. RefSeq lists its product as uncharacterized. The record is from RefSeq and is a predicted model, not a curated record. The transcript is spliced from 5 exons. NCBI's taxonomy places the organism in Eukaryota, Viridiplantae, Streptophyta, Magnoliopsida, Sapindales, Anacardiaceae. Gene Ontology annotation, molecular function: glutaminyl-peptide cyclotransferase activity. Bases 1 to 378 code for a protein of 125 amino acids.
AUGGAUUCUUCUCAUUUGGCUCGAUUCAGUUGCAGAAGAAAACCUGCUGCUGUCUUAAUCUUUCUAAUCGUUUGUGGUAUGGUUGCCUUAAGCAUUUCGUCUGAGAUGUGGAAUAAGUUCGUCCGAUAUCUUGAUUACUGGCCCACAUUUACUCCAUUCAAGUUGUCAACGAGUUUCCUCAUGAUCAGAGCCUAUACUGAGUCAACAUUCUGCUUGUUGCUUUCAGGGGCUUUGUAUGUUGACGAUGAUACAUAUUUGAGUCAGCUGUCAUCUGUUAGGAGAGUAGCUCUCAAGACUGGGAAGGUUGAGGCUUUGCAAAAGAUGGAUGAUUCAUAUUUUGGGGAGGGCUGUAAACUUUUUGGGGAAAGGGUUCUAUGA